AUGUCGUCUCCCGAGUAUUCCCCAUCCUACGACUCGGCCGAGUCUGACGAGGCCCACGGCCCGUGGAAAUGGAACCACUUCGAAGUCCGCACCCUGGUGUGCCUCAUCAUCAAGGGCGAGCACAAAGUUUCCAAGGACCCAAUGCACCUCACCGACAAGCUCAACCAGGCCCUCAACCCAGGCUCCGCUGGCCGCAAUGCCGACUACAGCCGCGACGUGCCCCUCGGCGAGGUCCAGGCCAUGCUGAAGCGCAUCCUCUCCAAGAAGUCGCACGCCGUGGACCUAUGCUCGCGCGACUAUAGCGGAACCCCGGUCACUCGCGCCAAGGUGAACGCCUUCAUGCGCAACCUGGACUUUGACGGCAGCAAGAUGGAGUGGGUGAACGGCAGGAAGAUGAAAAUGCACUUCGAGACCAAGAAGAGACUGGAGCGCUACAUGGUCAGGAAGGACGGAGGUCGGCUCAGUCCCCGGCCACGCGAGGAGAGAGACAGGCGCAGGAUGCUCCUGCGUGAGCCUAGGGCGCGACGACUUCUGAACGGCUGGGGCAUCGGCGCCAGUUUCUGGGAGGAUGAGCCCAAAACGGAGCUUCGCCUUAUGAACAGAGACCCUUUCCGUGCUACACACUCCUCCAGCGGCCCCCGACUCAUGCCUAUUGGACGUCCUCCCAUGGGCAUCAUUGACUCAAUCAACACGCCCAACGCGCGCGACCCGGUGGCCAUGUGGGCUGGAGGUUUUGCAUCCACGGCUGCGACACCACAGCACGGGGCCGUUCCGCCUCUGUCCACCCUAGACAUGCCUGGCCUAAAUUCUACCCAGCAGCUGCCAAUGCUCGAAUACGGAGGCAAUGGAGGUCACGAAGGCUACGGAGGCUUUGGAAAUCCGACAAAGCUGUAG
Messenger RNA from Diaporthe batatas, 894 nucleotides. RefSeq lists its product as uncharacterized. NCBI's taxonomy places the organism in Eukaryota, Fungi, Ascomycota, Sordariomycetes, Diaporthales, Diaporthaceae. The coding region runs from base 1 to 894 and encodes 297 amino acids. The record is from RefSeq and is a predicted model, not a curated record. The transcript has 2 exons.